Messenger RNA from Stegastes partitus (bicolor damselfish), 2167 nucleotides. Its product is annotated as torsin-1A-interacting protein 2-like. The record is from RefSeq and is a predicted model, not a curated record. Gene Ontology annotation, cellular component: membrane. The transcript has 8 exons. Lineage: Eukaryota; Metazoa; Chordata; Actinopteri; Pomacentridae. Gene Ontology annotation, molecular function: ATPase activator activity. Gene Ontology annotation, biological process: membrane organization. The coding region runs from base 158 to 1588 and encodes 476 amino acids.
GUUCCGCCGCGACGUUAUCGAUCUGUCAGUGCGACACGAACUGACAAGAGCUAAGGAAGCGUGAUAUGGGUCAUCAUCCACGGUGAUGUGAUCGAGGAUGCGUUUGCCUUGAGCCGUCCAGUGAACCCAUGUGAGUGAAGAGCCACCAUCCGAAGACAUGGCAGAGGAAGGCAUCUCCCAGCAGCACGCAGCAGAUCUCAAGGAAGAAGUACCGCAUUGUACAAAUGUAGAUCUUGCAGCAUGUGAUGAGCGCAAACCAGCUGAUCUUGUGCCCGAUGCGAAGCAGCAAACCUCAGAUGAAGUUUCAGAUUCACCAUCUUUAAUCAGCGAGGCUGUAAACGACGAUGGUGGAAACGUGGAGCAGGCUGUUAAAAACGCGGACUCAGCUGAAAACAAGAUGGUGCCUCCCACAGAAGAAGACGACGACAGCAGGAGGAGCAGCAGCCUUCACCAAGCUGAUGACCAGAGUCAUGGAGAUUACGACAGAACUGAGGAAACGCUCAUUUCCAGAGGAGACCCGAAUGAGGAGGAGAAAGCACCAGGAGCAAGCAGUUCACUGAGCUCUGGUGACAGAAAGGACGAGCAGGUAGAUGAACCUGGACUUGAUGAAGAACCUCAAACAACGAACGUCACCAACACUGACGCUGAAGAGGUCAUGGAGGAUACUUCAGCUCCAGUGGACGUUCAGGGCCCUGAGGAGAGCCCAGCUUCAGCAGAGACAGCCUUACCACAGGAAGAGUUAGAGGACCAGAGACAUGAUGUCGAAACCAUCGGCCCUGCUACUGAACAGAUCUCUGAAUCUACAGCACCUGGAGGUACGAUAAGACUCUUCGUAGCAGUGAUUGUCGUGGCACUGGUUGCCGUCUCGGUGCAGUAUCUCCUCCAACCCGAGUCUCCGCCUCAGAAAAGCGAUGUGCGGCAAAUCGACAUCUUCUUGAAGCAGAUGGAAGAAGUGAAGACUAAGUUUCCCAACCAGCGCGCUGAAGUGUGGAACAGGAGCAGGAUCCACCUGAAGAGGCACCUGCAGACGGCCCAGCCCACAGAGCCGGUGAGCCUGAUCCUGACUGCCGGCCUCAGGGCUGAGAGGACGCUGCACUGCCUGGCUCGGGGUCUGGCCUCCGCCUUCUCAUCUGCCCUCAACGCCUCCGUCCUCCACAUCGAUGGAGCCAGCAAAGCCAGCGAGGACAGCGACCAGGUCAAACUGGACAUUGACAGCAAGCUGCAGGGAGCUUUUGAAGGAGACAAACCCGUGGCGGUCAUUCAUCGCUUCGAAGAGCUGCCUCCGGGCUCCACCCUUAUUUUUUAUCGCUACUGUGACCACGAAAAUGCUGCGUACAAGAAAACAUUUCUGAUCUUCACAGUGCUUCUGGGGGAAGAACAGGAGAUUCCUGCCGAGAUCCGCCUGAGUGCCGUGGAGGAGAUGGUGGACGACCACCUUCAGAAAAAGUUUCUGUCGCAUGGCCACCCUGUGUCUUUCGACAGGAUGGACCUUGACAAGUACGGUGGACUGUGGAGCCGCAUUUCUCACCUCAUCCUGCCUGUGGCAGCAGAGGACAGGAUGGAGCAUGAAGGCUGCUCAAGGACGUAACCAGGAAGCCGUCUGAACUGUUAGUCUGAGCGCUAAGUAUGGGUCGGACCUCUCCCUGGUGACUCUGGUCUCUGUGGGCCAAAGCACUGGCUUAAAGAUCCAGGUUUCCUACAUUUGCUAAAUUCAAUUAGAAAUCAUCACAAAUGAAGACAUCAAGCAGACUCAUGAAGCUGCAGGAUAUUUGUUAAAAUGAUAUGAACAUUCAUUCAUUUGAUGAAACGGCUGUGGCACUUUACUCUUUUCGUCUGUUGAUCAAGUGUAUUUAGAGAGCGGCUGCGACAUGCAGGGAAUCAGGGACUUGUUUGGGUUUUGUGUCAGUUUGAAUGCUAACGGCUGCACUUCCAUGUUAUUUGAUGUAAAACCUGAUUGUUCUGUGGCCAGUGAUCACAUGGAGUUAAAAGGCAGAACUGUUCUGUCGGCACCACAGCACAGGUUGACUGUUUUUAUGACUAAUGUCUUCUCUGAUUGUCAGCCCUGGACGGCACCACGCGCCUUACACUGCUGGUACAGGUUCAGUGAUGGAGGACACGUGCAUCAAUGAAAUGUGCCUUAAAUACCAAUAAACUUUCUGUAAUCUGA